Messenger RNA from Penaeus monodon (black tiger shrimp), 1268 nucleotides. RefSeq lists its product as uncharacterized. The record is from RefSeq and is a predicted model, not a curated record. The transcript is spliced from 6 exons. Lineage: Eukaryota; Metazoa; Arthropoda; Malacostraca; Decapoda; Penaeidae. Bases 294 to 1208 code for a protein of 304 amino acids.
CGUACAUUACGGCGAACGUGUUUCCUCGCGUGGAACAUUUUCUACACGCAAAGACCUACCUAAGUGGCCUGUACGUCACUCAUCAAUCGGUGAGGAACGCGGAAAGGCAAGGCGCUUGACACGAAGAGGAUCAGUACAUCGCAGGAGGGUCUCUGUACAAGGUGUCUCGGAGUCCUGUCUUAUCUGUGCCUUCGUGUGCUCUGGGGGUCCGUUUCUGUGUUGGGCGUCGGGGUGAAGGGCAUACUCUGACAUCUUUUCCUGAUAUCGAAGAAAUCUGUGAGUGGUCCCAAAAGAUGUCUACGUGGUGGCAAGCAGUGCGGGUGUUGGCAGGAGCUAUAUUGCUGUCAACGCUGGUGUCAGGGAAGGAGCUGGAGAACCUCGUGAACUUCCGGCAGAGGGAGUGUCGCCAAAGGAUCCCGAGAGGAGACGUGGCCGACCUGCUCCCCGAGUCGCUCCAGAAAAUCCACCCGAGGAACCUCAAGGUACUCAGUCGACAGCGGCGUUUCCUCGCGUGGCCAAGUGGCAGCACCUUGACCGUCACACCAGCGUUCUCCAUACCUGUGGCCAGCGACGACUUUCAGAGCGUCUCCAUGUACCUCGCCCUCCCCUUCAUACUCGACCUCCCCGACGCUCCCCUCCGGCUGAUCAAGAGCGAGUCCACUACAGCAUCGCCUUAUGGCUACGGCAGUUACGCUAAUACAGCCGAUACUCGCUACGAUAGCAGUAACAGCAACGGCGACAGUAACCAUCUUGGUUACGGGACAGGAAGUAGUUACACUAGUUAUGGCGGGUAUGAGCAGUUUAAUCAUUAUUAUGGAGAUGACAGCCAUUACGGAGGGUUUGGCAAGCGGUCGAUCGAUUCGCAUCGACAGGCGGGGUUCAACGUCAUUCAGAAUGGACUGGAGAACAUGGGUUUGCCUGGGAAGUCGUGUCUUCUGCGAACUGUGUGUGAGGUCGCCAGGGAACCUGUGACUGACCUGGGCGUGGUCGGGGAAAUCCUCAACUUGCUCUUUGCGGCUGGCUACGGCGAAGGGUCAGAAGCCAUGCACGAGUACGUGGUGGCGGAGGAGAAGGGGCGUCGCGAGGGAGACUGCGAGGGCCGCUACAACGAGUGUCCCUUGGGCGUGGCCAGCCUCAUCCACAGCGGCGUCUCGCAUCUCUUCGCCGGUCUCGCGAGCACGGGCGUCCAGGGCAGCGGUCUCCUGUAGCUUUUCUUUUGAUCUUUUAUUUAUUUGAAAUAUAUGUAUUUAUUUUUUUCAUUCUUGAUU